Phymastichus coffea is the source of this 4674-nucleotide messenger RNA. RefSeq names its product fibroblast growth factor receptor homolog 1-like. Gene Ontology annotation, biological process: positive regulation of cell population proliferation; fibroblast growth factor receptor signaling pathway; multicellular organism development. Gene Ontology annotation, cellular component: signaling receptor complex; membrane. The coding region runs from base 341 to 2920 and encodes 859 amino acids. Gene Ontology annotation, molecular function: ATP binding; fibroblast growth factor receptor activity. The transcript is spliced from 9 exons. The record is from RefSeq and is a predicted model, not a curated record. Lineage: Eukaryota; Metazoa; Arthropoda; Insecta; Hymenoptera; Eulophidae.
CCCCGGGGCGGGGAUGGGCAGCGGCGGCGGGCGCGGUGGUGGGGCUGGCCGCGCGAGGGUUGGCCCGCCCGAGCCUGCGUUAUUUCGAGCUCGCGCCGACGGCCUGGCUCGGUGGGGCUCAGUUGCCCCGCCGCGCUCCGACUGCUCGCUCGCGCCCUCGCGCCGCGCCCAGUGACGACGACGCUCUGCUACAGUGCUUCGCGCCCGCCAGCGACUUGCGAGACGAGGCCCGCGCCGCAGCCGACGAGCGGCGAUGUGCAGCGAGCGGCGCGCCGCUGCUUAGCGUGCCCGCAGCGCCCGACUUUCCGCUGGGAGGCGUCGAUGCGGCCGCGCUGAGGCGAUGGACCGAGUAGGCUGCUGCCUCGUGCUGGCGCUGCUGGCCGCCGGCUCGGCCGCCCGCCAGAUACGCCUCGAGGACGGCGCGACCGCGAACGACACGGUGGCCAGCGGCGAGAGGCUGACGAUCCUCUGCCCGGCGGAGGGUCGCGUGGCCUGGUACAAGGACGAGCGGCCGUUCCGGUCGUCGAGCGGCCGCGUGCGCGUGCUGCGCCAGCGCCUGCGCUUCAGGGCGGCCGGGCCCGAGGACGAGGGCCUCUACGGCUGCCUGGUGGACGGGGCGCGCUGGCGCCGCGUGGCGCUCCGCUUCGAGCCGCAGCUGGCCGACGCGGCGCCGCCCGCCGACUACGAGGAGGCCGCGGACGAGGCCGAGGGCGGCGACGCCGAGGGCCGGGGCCUGGGCCUCGGCCGCGUCGCCUCGGCGCUGCGGCCCGACGAGCAGACCAACGAGCUCGAGCCCGAGGCGAGAGACAGGCCGCCGGAGACGCGCUCGCUGCAGCUGGAGGCGGCGCCGGCGGAGACCGAGUCGCCGGCCCAGCAGGACGGCUGCUGCGCGCCCCGGCCGGCGCCCGGUGAGCUGAACCACACGCAGCCCGAGUCGGCGCCCGGCUUCAAGGAGCCGCUGCCGGCCAUCGAGCUCAAGCCCGCGGGCAACCUGGUGCGGCUGCGCUGCCCGGCCAGCGGCAACCCCGCGCCCAACAUCACCUGGCUCAAGGACGGCGAGGAGCCGCGCCGCCCGGCCGGCGCCGUGCACAUCAAGAACUGGCAGCUGCGCAUCGAGGAGGCGCUCACGAGCGACGGCGGCAACUACACCUGCGUCGUCUGCAACUACCUCGGCUGCGUGCGCCACACCUUCUCCGUGGAGAUCCAAGAGAGCGUGAAGGCGAGGCCGAUCCUGACCCAGCCGCCGAAGAACGCGACCGUGGCACUGGGCGCCAGCGCCAACUUCAGCUGCGUCGUGUUCUCCGACACGCACAGGCACAUCGAGUGGUACCGCGGCUUCCACAGCGCGCUCGACAGCCUCAACCGGACCAACCAGAGCGCGAUGAUCGAGCCCAAGGCUAGCGGCCCGGAGGCCAACCCCGAGCUGCUGGAGAUCCGCAACGCCACCGAGAAGGACGAGGGCUGGUACACGUGCGUGACGGCCAACGCCGUGGGCGUGACCUUCGCCAGCGCCUAUCUGCGCGUGGUCGACGGCCUCGAGGAACUGGGGGUCGCGGUCACGGCGCCGCCGCAGUCGCGCACGCUCACGGUCUCGGCCUCGGUGGCAUGCGGCGGCUUCGCCUGCUUCACGCUGCUCACGAUCUACGUCUACCGGCGGCGCUACCAGCGCGAGCGCCAGAAGAAGCUGCGCGCCAUCGAGACGGCGCGCGCCGCCGUGGUCACCCAGUGGACCAAGAAGGUCAUCGUGGAGAAGCAGAGCCUGGCAGAGGCGCCGAGCGCGCAGGAGGCGCUGCUGCUGCCCGUCGUGAAGAUCGAGAAGCAGAAGUCGGCGGGGCUGGAGCGCGCCGCCGACGGGCGCGAGGCCGGCGGCGCCGGCGGCAUCUCCGAGUACGAGCUGCCGCUGGACAGCGCCUGGGAGCUGCCGCGCGAGCAGCUGCGCCUGGGCGAGACUCUGGGCGAAGGCGCCUUCGGCAAGGUGGUGCGCGCGAGCUGCGCGACCGGCCGGCUGGCCGGCUGCGGCGUCGUGGCCGUCAAGAUGCUCAAGGAGGGCCACACCGACGCCGAGAUGAUGGACCUCGUCUCCGAGAUGGAGAUGAUGAAGAUCAUCGGCAAACACGUCAACAUCAUCAACCUGCUGGGCGCUUGCACGCAGAACGGGCCGCUCUACGUGGUUGUGGAGUUCGCGCCGCACGGCAACCUGCGUGACUUCCUGCGCGAGCACCGCGGCGCCGCAGGGGCCGGCUGCGAGACGGCCGACGGCCAGCUGGCCGCUGACGCCGGCCGCGGGCUGCUCGCGCGCAAGCAGCUCGUGUCGUUCGCCUACCAGGUGGCCCGGGGCAUGGAGUACCUGGCGAGCCGGCACUGCAUCCAUCGCGACCUCGCCGCCCGGAACGUGCUGGUCAGCGAUGAGUUCGUCGUCAAGAUCGCCGACUUCGGGCUGGCGCGCGACGUCCACUGCCACGACUACUACCGCAAGACCACCGACGGCCGGCUGCCCGUCAAGUGGAUGGCGCCCGAGGCGCUCUUCAGCCGCGUCUACACCUCGCAGUCGGACGUCUGGUCCUUCGGCAUCCUGCUCUGGGAGAUCAUGACGCUCGGCGGCACGCCCUACCCCUCGGUGCCCUCGGUCGAGAAGCUCUUCCAACUGCUCAACGCCGGCAUCCGGAUGGAGAAGCCGCCCGGAUGCCCCUUCCAAGUGUACAUGCUGAUGAGGAGCUGCUGGAGCUACCAGCCAGCCGAGCGACCGAGCUUCUCCAAAGUCGUCGACGAGCUAGACAAGAUUCUCACGCAGACCUCCAACGAGGAGUACCUGGACCUCGGCCUGCCGCAGCUCGACACGCCGCCCUCCAGUCAGGAGUCGUUCGACGCCGAGCACGCCGCGGCUGUCGACCAGUUCCUCUUCCAGCGGAACCUGCUCUAGCGCUGUCGGUCGCUGGCCGCUGGCCGCUGGCUCGUGCCGAUGCCGGCCCGCGUUUGCGGAUUGGCGCGCGAUCGACUGAUCGGACAGUGAGCACGCCGUGUCGAGAGGACAGGUCGCGCCGCAAGGCGGCAGCUCAAUGCCCAAGUUGUACAUUUUUCACGGUGCGCAGGAGCCAUUUGUCACGACGGCGUGCCAAUUAACACUACGGAAAGCAGCGCGUGGAAACAGCUCGUCGAACGCGCGGAUAAAUUGUGAGUUGAUGCUGCCGCUGUGCAACUAUCGUCAAGUAUUAUUUGUUUUAUGAUUCUCAGCAAAUUCCUCGCAAGUUUACUACUUAUUGCAAUUGUUGUCGAACUUUGCACUUCGAUCGACACUCUUCUAUCUACUCGCGGCAAUAAUCAUCGUGUUUUUAACUAGUCAAUUGAAGAACACUCCAACAUGGCAAUAUGACACAAACAUCCAAGUGCCUGCUCAUUAAACCGUAGAACUAGCUCGUAAACUCACUUCGUUUAAAAGUAUCAUAGCAAGCUAUAUUUUUUAUCGUGCAUUAUAUGCGUAUUCGCCUGCUAAUCAAGAGUACAAUUGCAAUUGUUGCGUCACAUACAAAUCUCAUCGUAUUCAAUAAUAGCGCUACACCAAUACAGCUAUAAAUAAAUAGAUAAAUUGAUAUUUAUUUAUUUAUAUUGACGAGGCGAGGAACGAUGCUGCCAGAUUUUUAAAGAUAUCUUUCGUCAACUGACGUUCAUUACUGGUGCCCCGGUCCGUACUAUAUUCCUUUUGCCGUCGACUAUUACUCCUAGCGAUCUUUACUUGUACAAUUGAAAGUCGUCGUCUAUUGGUCAAGUUCGCGCUGUUAAUUCAAAUUUUUUAUUGUAUCAAAGAAUUGUCAAUGAUGCCAAAAAUUUAGUAUGUAUACAAUGCGCGUUGUUUCAUACCAUUUCCCCAUUUCCCGUCAUAUUAAACUCGUGCUACUGCAAGUUUAUAUAAACAGUAUAUAUCUUACCAUUGUACAUAUAUGCAUAAAUCAAAUAUUAAUUAGGUCAUUAUUUAAGAUUAUGAAUAAGCAUUUACACUAUUGCGACAAUCAAAUUUGUAAAGUACAAUUAAUGUGUAUGCGACUCGAAUUAGCAGAUUUAAACAUCACAUUACACAAUAUAUAUGUAGUCAUCUUCGUUACGUUAUCAAUUUAUUGUAAUGUUGAUUGAAGAAUCUCAAAUUAUCAAUAAAAUUUAUAUAAACUCAUCUUAAUUUUCAUUUCAAUGUUGAAUGUAUGACGCUUAUCACGUGCAAUCUGCUGCGCGAGCGACUCGAGGCAAAUAUGCCGAGAAGUAUACCGAAAGUUCGCUAUCCUCAUAUUUUUAUUCAGAUUUUCAUAAUGACAAUUCACUGGGAUUUUGUAAGUAACUUACAAUUCUUAAACAACUACUUUUAGUGAAUAAUUAUCAUUGUGAACAUAUAAAUGACAAAAAAAUAAUCAUAUCGAAUACAUGACCCCUAGCUCCUUUUCUGAAGCGGCAAAAUUUACGUUAGCUGACGUUCCGAUUUCUUCAAAGCUCAUUUUCAUUCAUCAUUCUAUUUUUCAAUUUGGUUGAUGAUUACUUGCAGUAAUGCUGUAUAAAAAAUUAUUACUUAUUGUUAUAGAUUGAUUAAUAUUCGUUUGUUGCAAGCUGCAGCAAACUCAACUCUUUUGCGUAGCUUUUGUCUUUUAAUUUCUUCUGGAUUGUCUCCGAUCGUGUAUCAAGACUUUUCUGUAU